This is a messenger RNA of Symbiodinium sp. CCMP2592, 5304 nucleotides long. NCBI's taxonomy places the organism in Eukaryota, Dinophyceae, Suessiales, Symbiodiniaceae. The record is from the annotation of a GenBank genome assembly.
AUGGAACACGAGGCAGGGAGAACCGUGGACAUUUUCCUCGUCCAGGAAACAGCAUGGCAGGAGGACAUGGAAUAUUCCACCAACUCCCAGGCUGCUCAUGCUGUCAACUGGCAUGUUAUACACUCCACGGGGAAGGACCGAACCGGAAUACUUUGCAUGGUUCGGAAAGGCCUGCUCCAGCCGGACCAAAUCCGCACGUCCGGCGUGCUCCCUGGUCGUCUCUUGCACAUCAGACUGCUUUUCCAUACUCCGUUAGACAUCUUAUGUAUUUACCAACACGCUUGGAACAUGCAGAACUCCUCACUUCGAGGUGCUAACAAGAAAGAGGCCUUGCUGGCUCUUCGCCGGAGGGUCUGGAAUGCAGUUGACAAAUGGCUUCUGCAGAUCCCGCAACGCCAUGGCUGUCUUAUUGCAGGUGACUUCAACCUCACGAUCCACUCUGAGGACCACAUCUGUGGCACUGGGAGCCCGGACCAGGGCCCCCCACAUCCUGACCAAGGCAUCCUCAUGGAUAUUCUGCGGGCACAUCGGUGUUGUGUUCUCAACACAUGGGGGAAACGAGGGAUUGCCAGCCGAACCUACCUCCCCCCUGGAGCAGACAGCAGGCAACAUGGCACGCAGAUCGACCUGAUGAUUGGUCGCGGCCACAUGGUUGACACUGUCUCUAAGCAGUCAGCCCCUCUGGAUGCCCCCUUUGUCCCAGGCAGUGGCUGCCGACAUCGUCCUCUCCAAGUCUUCCUGCCACGACCUCGUCGACCGACCCAUGUGUCCUUUGGUGCCCCACUCAAACCCUACCAGGUCAAGCAGCGACUCCACCAACCGGGCUUUGCUCCGCUUCUCUAUCAGGCCACGGCUCAUAACCUGCAGGAGAUCUCUGGACUAGAGUCUAUUGAUGAGAUGCUGCUGGCAGGAUGGAACUCCUCGACCCACCACUGGUCCACUGCCCAGGCAACACCGGCUCCAUCUCCCACGGUGGACUUGGAGGGACCCCUAACCACGAGCGUGCAGGAAAUGUGGAAUCUUCGAUCUCGACUCCAACAAGCAGGUGGUGCUCUCCACGAGUGGCGCCGCCAAGGCCCCGAGACCCGACAUGCCUUUCGAGCUUGGGCCCUAGCCACCAGACUUCAACAACACACACGUGCCCUUCGCAAAGCAUGUCGUCUCCGGAAAACAGCUGCAGUGGCAGAGGUAGUUGCCUCUUCCAAUGUGUUUCAAGCAGCCAAACGAUUUGGUCCGAAGGCCCCACGGCGAAGACUUCAGCUCCGCCGGGAAAAUGGAAGCCUACAGACACACGAGGAAGAAUUUGAUCAAAUCAAAGACUACUUCACUGCCUUAUAUCAUGCCCCACAGGAGAUCCAACAGCCUGCUCUUCCAGAAGACCUACACUUCUCUGAGCUGGAGGUCAGCAUGGCGAUGCGGCGCAUUCAGCCGACCAAGGCCAUGCCUUCUUGCAGUGCACCGUCCAUGCUGUGGAAAUUCUUCGGCCCUGAUGUUGUUCGACCUCUUUGUCGACAAUUUGCCCAGAUCCUCACCAAAGGUUGCACAGCCCUGCCAGAAGCUUGGAAUAUCAGUGAGCUCAUCCUGAUCCCCAAGCCAAACAAAACAUUGAGCACUCCGGCUCACUUAAGGCCCAUAUGCCUCCUCCCGCUGCAGCCCAAGCUCAUUGCGGCAAUCCUGGCAGGCCGUCUCCAGCAAUACGUGACACGCUUUCUUCAUGAUCUUCCUCAGUUCGCGUAUGUGCAGAACAGGACUAUGUCGCAGUGCUUGGAACGGGCUGUGGCACACUGUGCCACUGUCCGAAACCUCAUACAAACACAUGCUCCUACGCUGUACACCAAGAGGCAAGGACGCCUUGACCUUAGGCUAUACGGCGGGUGCCAACUAUCACUUGAUGUCUCCUGUGCAUAUGAUCAUGUGCCCAGAACGGCUUUGGAGCAGUCCCUCAAUGCUGCACAAGUGCCACAGGCCCUUGUACAAGCUGUUGUUCUGAUUCAUGAGCAAGCCCAAAUCAAGAUCAGUCACGGUGGCCAGGCUGCCUACAUCCGUUUGCGAAGGGGCUUAAGGCAGGGAUGUUCACUCUCUCCUCUGCUGUGGGCUGUGUAUAGCGGCUUUGUCCUUCAGCACCUCCACCUACCGGGCACUCUGGACGUGCCCAAGGACAGCAAUGUGUAUGCUGAUGACAAGCACUUUGCGUGGGUCAUCCGAUGUGGCAAGGACAUGGAAAACGCCUAUGCAGCGAUCAAACAUGUCCUUGCUGGCCUUCUUCGCUCUGGCCUCAAAAUCAGCUUCGAUAAGACGGUGGUACUGUUAGAGCUUCGUGGUCCACAGGCCAACAGUGUGAUGACAAGAUACGUGGUAAACCUGGAGAAAGGCCAGCAUAUGAAGUUCAUCAUUGAGGGCAAGCCUGUGUUCAUCCGUAUAGUGACACAACACGUGUACCUUGGAUCGAUAAUCAGCUACCGCAGGUUCGAAGCCCAAAGCUUCAAACACCGGCUCCAAAUUGCCAAGAAUGCCUACACCAGGCUGAAGCCCAUUCUUUGCAAUCGGUCUGUUCCGCUGCAUCUGCGACUUCAGCUCUGGAAAGGUUGCAUAUGGCCGGCUGCUCUACAUGGUCUGGACUGUACUGGUCUGACUCACAGUGAUCAUCAGACUUUACAUGUUGAGCUCAUCAAGCAAGCCAGGGCCAUAGCCAAUUCACAGUCGAUGCUCACCAAGGAAUCCAACGUGAAGUUCCUUCAGCGUCUCCGCCUGACUGACCCCGUCACCAGACUGCGAGAUUCCAUACAGCGUCGAGACCAGCAUGACCAACUGCUGGGCCCAGGUCUUCAACCAUCAGAGGAGCAACUUCAAUGGCGAGCCCUCCUGAGAGGGCAGGUUGCUGAGUCUGAGUCCACUGCCUGGAAUGCACAGCCACCAAUGCAAUCCAGUACGAAGCUUAUGUGCGUUGACAAUGUCCUCAGUGAAACCUUCAGCUGUGAUGUAUGUGGCCAGGAGUUCACAACCCAGGCAGCGCUCAAACGGCACAUGUUCAAGUCUCAUUUUGAUCAGCAACAGAGAGAAGACCGCACUGAAGAAGUACGAGAAUUACGCAACAAACCCAGCAUGGUGCACUCCCUCGACGGUAUGCCCCAGUGCCGUCACUGCAAACAUGCAUUUGGGACUUGGCACGAGUUCUUCUACCAUGUUAGUUCUCGAAGCUGCCAAAUGCUGCGCUACAUUUAUGAUCAGCCUGACCCCGAAACCACCAUCCUGCCUCUUCUCAGCGAAGCUUUGAUCGACUCUGCUGAAAUCCUCACCUUAACCAAAGACUGCAAGUGGCAAGACCUGGCGCAACUCCCGCUGGUAGGGCUCUUGAUCUGGCUGGAAAUACGGGACAACCUGGGGCGGCUGUCCUCUCCCCACAUGUUCGAGAACAUGUUCGAACACCGAGGAGAACUUCCAGUCCCGGACGAGCUGAAGUCGGCGACCCAGGACCUCAACUUCCUGCGAUCUCUUCUACCAGCAAUGAACUUGGACCAGCUCACGAUGGAUGUCGACCCGGAGGAGUUCCCGGACCAAGACCUGGACGACCGCCCUCCCAAGUGGCAAAAGCCAGGCCCCAAGGGAAGCCAGCACCGCGGAAGAGGAAAGGGCAAUCAACCAAAGGGGAGCCAAGCAUGGACCUCCGCAAACUCCUGGGGAGGCAAGGACUGGGCCAACCGGCGGCCCAACAAGAACUGGCAGCAGGCACCGUGGCACCAGACUCCCUCAGCUCACACCUCGGACGGAGAGCUGACGAAGCGACAGAACAAACAGCUUGCGGAACUGAAAGCCAUAGUGAGCUUGCUGACGUCCCUCGUCCUACGCCAGGAAAUCCAGCUCAACCUCCACAAACAGGACACCUCCUACGUGGUGUUCAUCAACACGCAGGAGCAGCAGAGCUUGGCGCACACCUUGCACGGAGUGGGAGUCCAGUGGCACAAGGUGAAACAGGAAACUCCGGAUCAGCUCAACCACCCGAUGAGGGUCGUGAUGUUUCAGCACUUUGUCGAAGUGGUUCAGACGAAGUUCCUUCGCAUGAUUGCCAGCCCGUCAUCUCGCUCACAGGCAGCAGAACGAGGUCUCCUUCAGGAAAGCGAUGGCUACAUCCCGGCCCUCCGAUGGGACCCCAAGCUGAAGAAGCACAUCAGGGACGACCACAUCGAGGCUCUGAGCCAGACGGAGAUCAAGGAGGCCUUGCAAAGGCUGUUGGUACUCUGCACGACAAGACAGAGUACUCAUGCGGUUCCACGGGAUGAGGAAGCUCUCCGAAGAGUACGACUCACCCACACUGGGGAUGUUCUUGGAGGUGGGCACGCGAGUAAAAGAGGCCGAGGAGUUUUGGCACCUGUUACAUCGCCUGAGCCAAUCAGCCACACGGCUGGCGGCGGGCUGUUUCAUGAGGCACGAGCGCCUCCGAAUGAGUGCCUUAGCGAAAAGGCUUGCAGCGGUAUCACAGUAAGCCUGAUGCAGCUUGGCAAUCUUCAGAACUUCUGCUACUCGAAUGCUGUCCUUAAGGCUUUGCUUCACAUGGCUUGUCACAGUGGCUCGCUGUCUACCGUGUUCGCAAGCCAGCAUCACCAGUUCCUGCUGGCAAUUGCCCGUCGCUCUCAGGCGGCAGUUGUCCAUUUGUGGCAGCACCCGCUUUGGCUUUCCAUAGUGCGAGGUUGGCAACACCCUGCCAGACAACAUGAUGCUGCGGAGUUUCUUGAGCAUAUCUGUGGCAGUUCGUUGGUGCUUAAUGAUAACAUCGAAUGUGUGUGGCAGGCUAGGAAAAGCAACCAAGCCUCCUACCGGAUAGAUGACUGCGGCCAAUCUGCCCCGAUCACGCUCCUGCCUCCCUCUACUGAUUGCGAGGGUGUCCGCUGUUGUGUUUCAGUCCAGGAUUUGAUCAAUCAGUGGCAUAUUCAGGAGCAGGUCCAUGCCAUGGUCAUAGCCUCACAAUUUUUGGUUCUGCAAGCUAACCGCUUCAGUUUUAUGGCUGAUACCCACCGCACUGCUAAACGGCACUAUCGUAUUCGGGCUGAUUUGGAGAUUGACUUUCCUUGUUUCGUUUGUAACACCAGCGUGGAAUGCUGCCAGGUGCGGUAUCGCCUUAGUUCAGUGGUGACUCAUCGGGGCGAAGCCCCCACACACGGCCAUUACCAAACUCUUCUUUAUGAUGCUCAUACUGAUGCUCCAGCUGUUCGUCUGGCUGAUGAUGGACGUCAGGCCACCCGAAUCAGUGCUGAGCAGCUUGAAACUAUGGGUUGUGAAACCUACUUGUUCUUCUAUGUUCGCUGUUAA